GAGAGAGAGAGGAAAUGGAAGGGCAGUGCUGCUCCACCUCCACCAGCGAGGAUACGAGGAAGUCCCCGCCGCCAGCGGUUGGGCAGAGGGCUGCGGCAAGCGGCGGUGGUGGCAGCAGGGAGAGGCCCUACAGGGGAGUCAGGAUGAGGAAGUGGGGGAGGUGGGUGGCGGAGAUACGGGAGCCCAACAAGCGGUCCCGGAUCUGGCUGGGGUCCUACUCGACCGCGGUGGCCGCUGCAAGAGCCUACGACACCGCCGUCUAUUACCUCCGGGGCCGCUCCGCCCGGCUCAACUUCCCGGACGAGAUCCUAGCGGAAGACGUGGACGGAGAAGGCUUCGGCGUCAGCGGUGUGGCCUCCAUGUCGGCCGCCUCGAUCCGGAAGAAGGCCACCGAGGUGGGCGCGAGGGUGGACGCUCUCCAGACCGGUCUGACGUCGCGGCCGUCGCCGCAUCUGCGACAACAGAGAGGACACCAUCAACACCAGCUCGAACAACAGCAGUUGCCAUCUCGGCGUGCCAUGAAUCCUGAUCUCAAUCAGGAGCCGAGCCCGGAGGACUCCGAUAAAGAUUGAAGUACUAGUCCACUCUAUGCUAGGCUCUUUUCGAUAGCUUCUGGCCGGCAUGGACGCCGGUGACGGAGGAUAGAACAAAGAGAAAGAUAUCUUUUGUUUGAUUUGUGUUGUUUUCGCUCUCUCUCUCUCUCUCUCUCUCUCUCUCUC
Messenger RNA from Musa acuminata subsp. malaccensis (wild Malaysian banana), 719 nucleotides. RefSeq names its product ethylene-responsive transcription factor RAP2-9. Lineage: Eukaryota; Viridiplantae; Streptophyta; Magnoliopsida; Zingiberales; Musaceae. Gene Ontology annotation, biological process: regulation of DNA-templated transcription. The record is from RefSeq and is a predicted model, not a curated record. Gene Ontology annotation, molecular function: DNA-binding transcription factor activity; DNA binding.